Danio aesculapii is the source of this 987-nucleotide messenger RNA. RefSeq names its product odorant receptor family 30, subfamily BT, member 1 (gene or30bt1). Gene Ontology annotation, biological process: G protein-coupled receptor signaling pathway. Gene Ontology annotation, cellular component: membrane. Lineage: Eukaryota; Metazoa; Chordata; Actinopteri; Cypriniformes; Danionidae. Gene Ontology annotation, molecular function: G protein-coupled receptor activity; olfactory receptor activity. The coding region runs from base 1 to 987 and encodes 328 amino acids. The transcript has a single exon. The record is from RefSeq and is a predicted model, not a curated record.
AUGUCAGCCGGGAACGUCAGCUUUGUUAAGGAAUUUUUUAUUGUUGGUUUUCCUGGGCUUCAAAAGAGAUACUUUGACUCAGUGGCUGCUCUGAUGCUUUUUGUCUUUGUGUGUAUCUUAGCAGGGAAUGGAACAUUUCUAAUACUUUUUAGACUGGAAAAAAGCCUCCAUAAACCUAUGUAUUAUAUCAUCUUAAACUUAGUUGCAAGUGAUAUAUUAUUUAGCACUACUACCCUGCCAAAAAUUAUUGCUAGGUAUUUGUUCCAAGAUGGUAGUAUUUCAUUUAUGGGUUGCUUCAUUCAAAUGUAUUUUGUGCAUUAUUUUGGUUCAAUCAAUGCUUUUAUCCUGGCAAUAAUGGCCUUUGAUAGAUAUGUAGCCAUUUGUAAUCCCUUAAGAUAUCCCAAUAUAGUCACAAAGUGGAACAUUUUCUAUCUUUGUCUCAUUUCAUGGGUUAUAACAAAUGUAACCCCUUUAAUGAUGGUAAUAAGAGCUUACCCUCUCCCAUACUGCGCAGAAAACACCAUUAUACAAUGUUACUGUGAUCACAUUUCUAUAACAUCGCUUGCAUGCACCAAUCGUGCACCAUAUAGCAUUCCAGCUUUUGUUCUUGCUAUGGUUGUGUUGCUUACUCCCCUGGCCUUCAUAGUUUUCUCUUACUGUGCCAUCAUUGUGGCAGUUCUGCGUUUAUCAAGCACUCAAGCAAGACUGAAGACUUUCUCCACCUGCAGUCCUCAGCUCAUUAUAAUUGCUCUCUAUUUUCUACCCAGGUGUUUUAUUUAUUUAUCAAGCAAUAUCGGCAUCAACUUCAGCACUGAUUUGCGAUUAGCCAUUAUUAUGAUGUAUAGUUUGUUUCCACCCAUGAUCAACCCUCUCAUUUAUUGUUUAAGGACAAAAGAUGUAAAAGAAUGCUUAGUUAAAAGAUUUAAAAUCUCAAUGAAUGUCAAGUUUAAUCUAACAAAAGUUGACAUAUCCACAGUAUCUUCGUAA